Molecule: messenger RNA, 784 nt
Organism: Sarcophilus harrisii (Tasmanian devil)
Lineage: Eukaryota; Metazoa; Chordata; Mammalia; Dasyuromorphia; Dasyuridae
Product: ATP-dependent translocase ABCB1-like
Exons: 4
Coding region: 61-402 (113 amino acids)
Cellular component (GO): membrane
Molecular function (GO): ATP binding; ATPase-coupled transmembrane transporter activity
Source: RefSeq, a predicted model, not a curated record
CCAUGAAAAAGAAAUUGGCUUGAAUCUGUUUUUCUCGCUGUAUUUUCUUUUAAGGUAGAGAUGAGUUGGGAAGGCGCUAGCAAUGGAUCGGCGAAAAGCCCCACGGAAGAGAAGACGGACUCGAAAUCUGAGAGCGAAAGCAAAAAAAUCAAGAAAAAAGAAAAACAGCCAACUAUUAGUACAUUUGCAAUGUUCCGAUAUUCUAAUUGGCUAGAUAGGUUAUACAUGGUGCUGGGAACAGCUGCAGCUAUCAUACAUGGAGCAGGAGUGCCUCUCAUGAUGCUAGUUUUUGGAGAAAUGACGGAUAGCUUUGCAGAUAUGGGAAACCAAAAUAUUUCUGCAAUGGACCAGAAUGCAAGUAAAGAGAUCAAUGCUAAACUGGAAAAGGAUAUGACCACGUAAUUAGCUAUAUUUCUUAUUUAUGUCAGAUAAGUUUUUAUUAUUUUUGUUAUGAUAAUUAUGCCUUCAGUUUAUACAAUGCUAAUAGAAGAAUGAAUAUUAUCAGUAAUCAUAUUGUUGCUCAGUAUCAAGAUGAUAUAAUAUAGAAGAAGCCUUCAUCAUUUACAAAAUAAUGUUCAUUUAAGGUUUUGGUAAAUUUUCUUUGCUUAAUAGCCAAUGCAUUGGUUUAUGCCUUAGUAGAAUGUGUGAAAGGAUUUGAAUAGCUUUUAAAAGCAUACUCUCUUGCCAGACGUGAUAAUACAUGCCUGUAAUUCCUGCUACUAAAAGAAGUUGAUCAUGAUAAAUCAUGUAAUCUCCAAAAAUUCAGAAGGCAACUACCAGAGCA